This is a messenger RNA of Ostrinia furnacalis (Asian corn borer), 2920 nucleotides long. Its product is annotated as zinc transporter ZIP1. Lineage: Eukaryota; Metazoa; Arthropoda; Insecta; Lepidoptera; Crambidae. Gene Ontology annotation, molecular function: zinc ion transmembrane transporter activity. Gene Ontology annotation, cellular component: plasma membrane. Gene Ontology annotation, biological process: zinc ion transmembrane transport. The transcript has 5 exons. Bases 685 to 1704 code for a protein of 339 amino acids. The record is from RefSeq and is a predicted model, not a curated record.
ACAUAAUCACCUACUUUAGAUCUUACAAACUUCGAUAUUUUUUCGUCGAUAUUAUCGGAAAAUGUUAGUGUUGUAAGAAACUCUAGUCUUGGGAGUAUUUUUUAUUAAAAGUUGAGAGCUAUUUUUGAAGACUCGACUCGAGGCUUAUAAAUAAAACUUACAGCUCAAGUCUUUCAGAAUGUUGAGUCUUUUGUAAAAGACUCGAAAGGACUCGGACGACUCAGAUGACUCGAAAAGACUGACUCAUGUGACUAACGAGUCCUAGUCUUGAAAAUAGACUUGAGUUGACUUGUCAACUCUAACAUUUUCCGACCAUUCAGACAUGGACGCUAAAAAUUCAUUUAAGUCUUAUAAAUAUACAUUGUUUAUUGGUCGUUAUAUUAGGCGCAUUUAAAAUGAAAAACCUGUAUUAUUAGUUUUAUCGAAAAUAACGGCUAUAAUCGGCGCGCUGCGUGCUUGUAUGCAUGCACUGUCAAUCGGCAAUUCUUCUGACGCGCCGGCUAACUGCUUGUCUGUUUUAUCAUUAAUAAUGAGUCGUUAUCAUGUCCGCCUACACCGGAGUCGCAAGCGCAGGAAGCUUAAACUCAGUCGAGUCCUCCCUCUGUGCACAGCUCCGCGCCAGCCGGCACAAAAACAGCGCACGCGCAUUUAAAUUACGCGAAUUAAAAUAAUACUGACAGCACAAUGACUACCAUGAUGGUAAAUCCGUUCAGCACGCAGGAUGCGCUAAUAGCCAAGGUUAUUACCAUGGUGACAUUGUUCACCCUUUCAAUGAUGGUCGGGCUGAUUCCCAUGGCCAUUUCAUUGAAGUUCGACUGGUUCACCAAAGCUGCUGAUGGCGAUUUGCGGACGAAGAACAAACUCGUGAUGGGACUCCUGGCUUUCGGCGGGGGAGUUCUCUUCUCCACCACUUUCAUGCAUUUGCUUCACGAAGUCGACGAGAACAUCGCGAUAUUGCAAGAGGAUGGUGACUUAGCAGACCUGCCGGUCUACUUGGGCGGGCUCAUCAUGUCGAUGGGAUUCUUCAUGAUGUAUUUGAUCGAGGAGCUGGUCCACAUGUACAUUGACAGCAGGAAUAAGAAGUCCUCCAACCUGUCUAGGACUUUCAGUAUUCGCAAACCUAGCAGCGAUUCUCAGUCCAUGAAGGAUGAACUGAGAGAAAUGGAGAAUGCACGAGCUAGCAGACUUAGCCAUGGUCACAGCCACACUCAGCAAUUGGAUAUAGACUCCGAAGAAGAUUCUAUGAUGUCCGCUCUCAGAGGACUGCUGAUCGUCUUGGCUUUGUCGAUCCACGAACUGUUCGAGGGACUGGCUGUAGGGCUAGAGUCUUCUGUCGCUAAUGUAUGGUAUAUGUUCGGCGCGGUGUCCGCUCACAAGUACAUCAUCGCCUUCUGCAUCGGCGUGGAGCUGCUGGCUGCCGGCACCAAGCGCUGGCUGUCCAUCGUCUACAUCUUCACCUUCUCCUUCGUCUCGGCGUUCGGCAUUGGCAUCGGUAUACUGCUGGUGGGCGGCGCGGGAGCGGCCGAGGCGGGCAUUUACUCUGUGGUGUUGCAGGGUCUGGCAUGCGGAACGCUGGUGUACGUGGUAUUCUUCGAGGUGUGGAAGCGAGACGGCUCCGGCAUCCGGCAGUUCCUGUUCGGCUUCGCCGGAUUCGCGAUCAUGACUAUGAUCAAUGUGAUCGUGGAAGUUACUUUAGAAUCUUAAAUAUAAGUUUCCAAGACAACUGAGCUAUAUGGUUUCAUUGGCGACCGACGGAUCCCUGCACCAUGGAUCGCCUACCAAUUAAAUCUUAAUCACUAUGUAGCCAAGUUUCUGCUAUAGUUUUAAGAUAAGUAGUUAAAGUAGAUUAUUUAUUUUGAAGUGCGCUGUAUACUGUAUAAAUAUUAUGGAGGACAAGGGUGUGACAUCCAUUAACCCGUUCCAGCUAGAAGGAUUAUCCCCCCGUUACACAAUUUUGGAAGAUAGCUCCACCCAUAUUAACUUGAUAAGGAAUUUAAAAGUCCUAACGUUAGAUAGAGGAUUAUUCUAGUUACUCGUAUUUCUUUUAUUUAAACCAACGAUUAUUUUGAUGUUACCAACAGUUACUAAAAAUUUAAACAGGGAAUUAAUUCAAAAUUAUAUUUUUAAGGUUUGUACAAAAAUUUGUAAAUAUUAAAAUGUAUUUUUGUAUAUUUGCUGCUUGUUGCCAUUAUGCAUUUACGCUAUGACUAAUAAUAAUAUUAUUUAUCUUUAAAAUAUUUUAAUAUAACUUCGUCAAUAAGCAUUUAAAUUAGAAGAAUGCUACAGGAUUUUUAUCUUUACGAUUGCUAAUUGAUACAAAAUCUUGCUUGCAUGCAGCUUUUCUUUGAAAACGUCUGCAUUACAAAGAAAACUUAGCCUACAUAUUUUUUGUGAUAAUUAACUGUAUUAUUAAAAGGACACGGAAUAACUUAUUCAAUCGAAAAAAUAAUUCGAUCUAUUUAAUAGGUAGGUAAAUUUUUGUAUUGGAAUUUCAGAAUUCUACCGAAAUACUUGUAAAAUUAUCUAUUUCUGUUAUACCUACCUUCAAUAAGAAUUUAAACAUUCCUGAAUUUUAUAAAAUAAUCCCUACCUACCUAUUGUUGUAAAUUCGUGUUGAUAGUUUUAGGUCUUUUUUGUGUAGGUAGGUAGUUAAGUUAUUAUAAUUUAAUUUUAUCUACUUUUGAGUUGUGUUAAUAAUAAUGUGAUUAGACUAAAGAUUUAUUUAUAAGCAAUAAUAUAACUUAUUUAUGUAGGUCAGUAUAAUACAGUAGGUCGUACAAUAAUGAUUUUUCAGUAUGAUUACUAAGGUUCCUGAAUUGUUUACAGACUGAUUUAGGAUAUCUAUAAGGUAUUAGUUGAACAAUUUAGUCCCUAGCACAUCGAACAAUACAUUUUUAAUGCAAAAUCGCACCUAUUACAA